Jaminaea rosea is the source of this 555-nucleotide messenger RNA. RefSeq lists its product as hypothetical. NCBI's taxonomy places the organism in Eukaryota, Fungi, Basidiomycota, Exobasidiomycetes, Microstromatales. Bases 1 to 555 code for a protein of 184 amino acids. The record is from RefSeq and is a predicted model, not a curated record. The transcript is spliced from 5 exons.
AUGCUCGCCCUCCUCUUCCUCCUCGCCGCCGCAACGCCGCUGAUCAACGCCUACAUGACGGUGAACAUCAGCAUCAUCUGCAAAUUCGACAGCAUCCAUUGCGUGCAGUACGUCCUCGCGCUAACGCAGCCCGUAUUGCAACCUGACCUCUCACACUUCGACCUUUCCUCCCUCCACCUCCCUUACCACGACCGCACGCCCAGCAUGCCACCGAAAGAGAAGCUCCUCCCUCCAGUAGGGAACGUGGAAAUCGACAAGCCUGGCGAGUUCCUCGGAGCAGACCUGAACCCAGCAAACACCAUCGCCGCCUUCCCCUAUCGAUCGGCAGGAACCGUCCGUUUCCUCUGCGACGGAGACGCCCAGCUCCCGCUCCAAACCUGGCGCCUUUACUUCUCCACCGUCCAAAACGGCGUCACGACGAUCACUGCCGGGAUCUCCAACCAGGGCAGAGGCGGAGUGAGCUUCGAUGACGACAAGGGUGACAAGGAUCCCGCGGCGGGCCAGUCGAUCACCUCCACGACUCGAGGUGUGAACGUCGUUUUCGAGUGUAGGUAA